Monomorium pharaonis (pharaoh ant) is the source of this 1342-nucleotide messenger RNA. It is a transcript of the gene IFT52, whose product is annotated as intraflagellar transport protein 52 homolog. Lineage: Eukaryota; Metazoa; Arthropoda; Insecta; Hymenoptera; Formicidae. The record is from RefSeq and is a predicted model, not a curated record. The transcript is spliced from 6 exons. Gene Ontology annotation, cellular component: centriole; intraciliary transport particle B; cilium. Bases 1 to 1263 code for a protein of 420 amino acids. Gene Ontology annotation, biological process: cilium assembly; intraciliary transport.
AUGAGCGCAAUUUUGAGUAGUAGCGAUAGCAAUGAAAACAUUAUUAUUUUCGACAUAUCAAAAAAUGAAAGAAAGUUAAAUGACGAGUUUAAAAUACUUCAACGAAAGUUGAAAGCAAAGUGGAAAUUUAUAGAGAAUAAUGAAGUAAUAUCGCAAGACUUAUUGGUAAACGCCAAGAUCUUAGUGUUGCCAGGACCGCUAAAUAAAUUUACUGAACUUGAAAUGAAUGCCAUUCGAACUUUUUUAAAUUCUGGUGGCAAUGUUCUUGUUAUGCUUGGAGAAGGUGGUGAAAAUAAAUCUAAUACAAAUAUCAACUUUUUGCUAGAAGAAUUUGGUAUAAUGGUAAAUAAUGAUAGUGUAGUUCGCAUGAGUUAUAGUCAAACAAUGCAUCCUAAAGAAUCUUUGAUUUCUCAAGGCUUGUUAAAUAAGUCCAUAUUUCUGAAAAAUCAUGAUGAAUAUAUUGGCAUGAAAUUUUUAUAUCCUUAUGGUGCGACAUUAAACGUAGUGCAACCAUCUGUUGUUGUUUUAUCCAGUGGAUCAAUCGCUAUUCCAAUGAAUAGACCAAUCUGUGCUUAUCACUAUAUAAAAGACUGUAAUGGAAAGCUCGUUGUAUUAGGUUCAUCUAGAAUGUUGACAGAUAGUUACAUAGAAAAGGAGAGUAAUGAUACAUUGCGGGAAAUAAUUUUUGAUUUUUUUGAGUUAAAUAUCACAGAAACAGUGGAAAUUCAUACGGAUGAUAUAGAAUUUUGGGAGUACAACUUUGUUCCAGACAUAACACAACAGGCCGACAAUCCAAAAGUUUGCACGCAAGAUUUAGAUAAUAUUGACAUACCUCGCGAAUACACCAAGUUAUUUAAGCAUCAUUUUUAUUCUAUAAAUUUAAACAUGAUACCAGCUUGCAUAAAAGCUUAUGAGGCUUUAGGAGUAAAGCACGAACCACUUACUUUAAUUUCACCUCAUUUUGAAGCUCCUUUACCUCUCACUCAAGCUUCAGUAUUUCCUCCAAGCUUCCAAGAAUUAUCACCACCUGCUUUGGAACUGUUUGAUUUAGAUGAGGCUUUCAGCUCCGAUUUAUUAAAAUUAUCACAGCUUACUAACAAAUAUAUGGCAACUAAAGAACUAUCAAAGGAUAAGGAAUUAGAUCACUACAUCAGGGAAUUUGGAAGUAUAAUAAGGAUAAAUAAUUCUGACACACACACUGCUAAAGAAGUAUUAAAUUCUGUUUUUCAAAAAAUCUGCAGUUAUAAGGCCAUGCGUGAUUGAAAUUCUUGUAUAAAAAAAUAUUGUAAUUUAUUGUAAAUAGUUUAUAUAUUAAAGUUUAAUAAACUUUUAAAGUAGAGAA